AUGGCCCACCGGAAGCGUCAGAACACGGCGAGCAGCAUGCUGGACCACAGGGCGAGGCCGGGCCUGGAGCCCGAGAGCGAGGAUGCGGAGCUGCCCCUGGAGGAGUAUGUGCCCAAGGGCCUGGAGCUGGCGGCCCUGCGGCCCGAGAGCCCUGCACCCACCGAGCAGGGCGGCCAUGACCAUAGCCCCGACGGGGACUCCAGCUCCGACUAUGUGAACAACACCUCCGAGGAGGAGGACUAUGACGAGGGCCUCCCCGAGGAAGAGGAGGGCAUCACCUACUACAUCCGCUACUGCCCCGAGGACGACAGCUACCUGCAGGGCAUGGACUGCAACGGGGACGGCUACCUGGCCCACGACGGGCGCCACCUGGAGACGGACGAGUGCCAGGAGGCAGUGGAGGAGUGGACGGACCCAGCAGGCCCACAACCGCACGGCCACGGGGACCAGGGCAGCCCCGGCUACCGGGACGGCCACCUCCCCACCCCAGAGGUUGAGGCCUCUAUGCUGGAGGCCCAGGACCAGGAAGAGGGCGUCCACUACUGUCCCGGAGAAGAGGCCUACCAGGACUACUACCCUACUGAGGCCAAUGGGAACGAGGGCAGCGCGUCCCCGUACCGCCCGAGGCGCGGGGACGGGGACCUGGAGGACCAGGAGGAGGACAUCGACCAGAUCGUGGCCGAGAUCAAGAUGAGCUUGAGCAUGAGCAGCAUCACCAGUGCUGGCGAGGCCAGCCCCGAGCGCGCACCGCUGCGGGCGCCUGAGCCGGGGCCCGGGGACUCCUCGGAGGCCUGCCCGCCUGCCGAGGCCAGCCGCGGCCCCAGCAGACACGAGGGCAGGCCCAAGUCCCUGAACCUCCCUCCCGAGGCCAAGCACCCCGCAGACACCCAGAGAAGCUUCAAGACCAAGACCAGGACUCCCGAGGAGAGGCCAAAGUGGCCCCAAGAGCAGGUUUGCAAUGGUUUGGAGCAGCCGAGGAAGCAGCAACGCUCUGAUCUCAAUGGCCCUGUUGACAAUAACAACAUUCUAGAGACGAAGAAGGUGGCAUCAUUUCCAAGUUUUGUGGCUGUUCCAGGACCCUGUGAGCCAGAAGACCUCAUCGAUGGGAUCAUCUUUGCUGCCAACUACCUGGGCUCCACCCAGCUGCUCUCGGAGCGGAACCCAUCCAAAAACAUCAGAAUGAUGCAGGCACAGGAGGCCGUCAGCCGGGUCAAGAGGAUGCAAAAGGCUGCUAAAAUCAAGAAGAAAGCGAAUUCUGAGGGGGAUGCUCAGACGCUCACCGAAGUGGACCUCUUCAUCUCCACCCAGAGGAUCAAAGUGUUAAACGCAGACACACAGGAGACCAUGAUGGACCACGCCCUUCGCACCAUCUCCUACAUCGCGGACAUUGGGAACAUCGUGGUGCUGAUGGCCAGGCGCCGCAUGCCGCGCUCAGCCUCCCAGGACUGCAUCGAGACCACCCCCGGGGCCCAGGAGGGGAAGAAGCAGUAUAAGAUGAUCUGCCACGUGUUUGAGUCCGAGGACGCUCAGCUCAUUGCCCAGUCCAUCGGCCAGGCCUUCAGUGUGGCCUACCAGGAGUUCCUGCGGGCCAACGGCAUCAACCCCGAGGACCUGAGCCAGAAGGAGUACAGCGACAUCAUCAACACCCAGGAGAUGUACAACGACGACCUCAUCCACUUCUCCAACUCGGAGAACUGCAAAGAGCUGCAGCUGGAGAAGCACAAGGGUGAGAUCCUGGGUGUGGUGGUGGUGGAGUCGGGCUGGGGCUCCAUCCUGCCCACCGUGAUCCUGGCCAACAUGAUGAACGGAGGUCCAGCUGCCCGCUCGGGGAAGCUGAGCAUCGGUGACCAGAUCAUGUCCAUUAACGGCACCAGCCUGGUGGGGCUGCCGCUCGCCACCUGCCAGGGCAUCAUCAAGGGUCUGAAGAACCAGACACAGGUGAAGCUCAACAUCGUCAGCUGCCCGCCGGUCACCACCGUCCUCAUCAAGCGGCCGGACCUCAAGUACCAGCUGGGCUUCAGCGUGCAGAACGGCAUCAUCUGCAGCCUCAUGCGCGGGGGCAUCGCGGAGCGGGGCGGCGUCCGUGUGGGCCACCGCAUCAUCGAGAUCAACGGGCAGAGCGUGGUGGCCACGGCCCACGAGAAGAUCGUCCAGGCACUGUCCAACUCGGUGGGAGAGAUCCAUAUGAAGACCAUGCCUGCCGCCAUGUUCAGGCUCCUCACAGGCCAGGAGACCCCGUUGUACAUCUAG
This is a messenger RNA of Mesoplodon densirostris (Blainville's beaked whale), 2250 nucleotides long. RefSeq names its product amyloid beta precursor protein binding family A member 2 (gene APBA2). The record is from RefSeq and is a predicted model, not a curated record. The coding region runs from base 1 to 2250 and encodes 749 amino acids. Gene Ontology annotation, cellular component: cytoplasm; plasma membrane; dendritic spine. Gene Ontology annotation, molecular function: amyloid-beta binding; protein binding. The transcript has 12 exons. NCBI's taxonomy places the organism in Eukaryota, Metazoa, Chordata, Mammalia, Artiodactyla, Ziphiidae. Gene Ontology annotation, biological process: chemical synaptic transmission.